CACCAGCGAAUGGGUUGACGUCAUUGCGAAAUGACAGCUUCCAUGCAGCGACCCAGGCGAGAAAGGGAGAGAGCGCUGCGUUUUUGUGUACUACGUGUUUAGCAGCGAAUGUGUUCACGUCCACGACCAUGCAGAAUCGUAUCUUGCAUGCAGCGAGCGAGGGAGCGAGCGAUAGGGAGGGUGAGCAAGCGAGAAAGCGACCGACUGAGCAGCGAAUGAGCGAGCGAUUGAGCGUACCCUGAACUGUUGAAAGGCAGAUCUGAUUUCGACUCCACUCGGGAAAAAAAAAAGAAAAAAGAAAAAAAAGAAAGGGAGAAAGAGAGCAAACGCUCCGCUCUGUGUCUUACGUGUUUCGCAGCAGCCAUGUUGAAGUUUGCGGUCCAUGCAAAAUCAUAAUGGCUUUCAUGCAGCGAGCCAACGAGAGUGGGAGAAAGAGAGAGCGCUGCGUUCGUUGAGUACGUGUGUAGCAGCAAAUUUGUUGAUGACGUCAAUGCAAAAUGCAUGUCUUUCAUGCAGGCAGCCCGCCAGUGGCCGAGAAAGGGAGAGAGCGCUCCGCUUUUGCGUACGUCUUCUGAAUUAACAGCGAAUGUGUGGACGUCAUUGCAAAAUCAUAUCUUCAAUGCAACGAGCCAGCGAACGAGAAAGGGAAGGGGGAGCGUUUCCUUAUUUACUGCGGUUCUCCCUCCCAUCCACGUGGCAUCAGGACGGCGGCGGCGGCAUAUGAUGGCCAGGGUUUGCUAAAGAUAUUAACUACAGCAACAUCGAAGAGAGAUGAACCGUUUCAAUAACGGUUGACGUUAUCUAAAGAUCGUCUUAGCACGACUCCCUCCCCCCCCCCCUCUCAGCAAGUGUUUAACGUCCACGUGGCGAGUACAGACAACGCUUAUCCCCGGACUGCAUGCACUGAGGCCGCAGAGGACAAGAUCAGCCUGUCACGUGGCGAGAGCCGAGAGCGAUUAUCCCGCGGGAGUUGCAACUUGCCAGAGGAUCAACAGAGGAUGAAAUCAGACUGCCACGUGUCUCCACGUGCUGAUUGAAGAUAAGAACAAGUUGAAAUUCGAAAUUUAAAACUGAUGUUUAACGGAUUCACCCUUACGGUUUCCGUUAUGGUUUCCGCUAUGGUUUCGGUUAUGUUUUCCGUUAUGAUUUCUGUUAUGAUUAUGCAGGAGAGGGAGGGGGAGGUAUGUUUUCCAGCUCGACGAGUCAGAAACGAGCGGUAAGGAUUGCAGCAGCUCUGCACCUCCAAAGGAGGUAGAAGAUAACGGUGACCGUUUGGAGGUACAACGCAACGGGACGGGAGAGGCCUGAAGUUGGGAUCUCAAGGGUUGACGUCAACGCAAAGCACUGCAAGUCGGGAGGGGUCAAAAUGAGCGAUAAAUAGUUUGAAUGCUAAUCAAUUGCAAUCUAUGUUACCUUUCAUUUUUUGCAGGCGGAGGCCAGGGGGGCCGAGGAGGGAGGAGGAAGAGGAAGAAGAGAAGGAAGAGGAAGACGUGAAAGAGCUGGAGGGAGAGGAAGGGGAGGGAGUGAGGACAAGCACGACGGGUAUCGCAGCAAUAUCAGCAAUAGUAGCAGCAGCACCAGCAGCAACAUUAGCAGUAGUAUACUGACGGUCAGCGUUAUCAACUAGAUGGAGGGCGACUCGAAGAAGGAAGCUUUUAGGAAGUACUUAGACACCAGCGGAGUGCUGGAGGCACUAACUAAAGUCCUUGUGACUCUGUACGAGGAACCAGAGAAACCUCAAAAUGCUAUCGACUUUCUGAAGAGUAACUUGGGAGCACCGACUCCGGCUGAGUACGACCAGUUGAAGAACGAGAAAGAGCAAAUUGAGACCAAGUGCAAGGAAGUAGAAGCCCAGCUGGCCGCAGCCGUACAAGAGCUACAGGAUCUCAAGACUGCCAUCGGACUUAACCAAGGCCCAGCGCCGGGGGCUGAUGUGCAACAAGAACAGUCUACGGGGGCCCAACCCCCAGAGCAACAGCCAGCAGCAGCAACAGCAAGCAGUAAAUAAGGGGUAGAUUUGUAAAUGCUUCAAAUGAAUAAGCAAGGGUUCAUAUUUGAACUUUUUGAGCUGUGAAUAAGAUAAGAUACACCUUGUAAGAAACUGUCAACGUGACUGUUAGAAAAUGAAUGACUGGACUACCCCUCGCCCCCCUCCCCCUCCUUCCCUUUUGCCCUCCGCCCCUCCAACGGGAAAGAGAAAGGAAAGGAGAAGAGGGGGGUGGAAAUGGGGGGUAUGCGGGAGAGGGGGAACCCUGACUGGUAAUUUCAGUUGACCGAGUUAAGAGUUAACUUAACUGAGUUAACUUAACCGAGUUAACUUAGCUGAGUUAACUUAACCGAGGUAACUUAACUGAGUUCUCAGGUUGUUAAAGCAAUCAGUCUGACGAACAGGUUGACGGAUUGACUGCUUGACAGACCAACGAACGAUGAAGGACAGACUGAUUUCAGACUGACUAAAAAUGAAUGGACUACCCCUCUGCUUGACUGCAAUCAGACUGACUGACGGACUGACUGACUGACUGACUGACAGAAGGACAGACUGAUUUUACUGGAGGAUUGACUGACUGAUAGGUGGACUGACUAACCAGCGGUCUGAACCUGCAUGGAUGACUGCCUGUACCUGAUUGGCUGAAUAACAAUCCCUUAGAUGAGCACCCACAGGAGAACGUGUUUUUUCUUGUUGUCCCUUUUUCCGAGUUUUCUUAAACAUCAAAGGCAGUUGCUUUCGCCUAACUAGUGUUUCUUCCGUUUCAAUUUUCAGUUGUCGACGACAAUUGUGAUGGGGUUGCCUGUAUAUACUUGCUCGGGUUUAUGCUGUUCUCCCUCCUCCUCCUCCUCCUCCUUCCAUCGAUCCUCUGGAUUGCCCCUCCCUGUCGUCCUCCUGGUCAUCACCAGCAUUCGUCAUGGUUGUCGCAUAGCUGGUGCUUCUCCUCCUCCUCCUCACCCUCCUUCUUCUCCUACCGUAUUUGAUGGCUUAUGUCUCUUUGUUGUCCUGCUUAUCCGCGCAUAUUGCUAAUCUUCUGUAUCGCAUUCUCGCUCCUCCCCCUGCUCCUCCUCCUCUUCCUCCUCUUCCUCCUCCUCCUCUUCUUCUUCUUCUUCUUCUUCUUCUUCUUCUUCUUCUUCUUCUUCUUCUUCUUCUUUUCUCCUCCUCCUCUUCCUCCUCCCCUUCUGCCUCCUCAUCCCACUCGUUCCUCCUGACCGUUAGGAUAUUAUACUGGGAAAAAGCAUUUAGACACGUCCAUUUCCUAUCUGUCACUUACAGAUAGUCAAUCAGAAUAGUGACGGCACUAAAACGAAUU
Molecule: messenger RNA, 3299 nt
Organism: Chara braunii
Lineage: Eukaryota; Viridiplantae; Streptophyta; Charophyceae; Charales; Characeae
Source: the annotation of a GenBank genome assembly